AUGCCUUGGAAAGCACCCAUUCACCACUUCUCCUAUCGCUACCUCAUCAUUCCCCCAAUCCUCCUCGCCCUAGCAACAAUAAUCGCCUUGUUCAUCCACUCCGACGUCAACGCCGCACUCCUCUGGUCGCAAUGUCACUCCCGCGCGCGUCUCCCAGGCCUAAGCCGCAUUCCAGGAAUUGGGACACCUCUGUGUUACGUCGUGAGCUUCUUUCGCGCCGCGAUGCACUCGGUCCGCAGCUCGGCCGUCAUGGCUGUUGUGCUCGCGUUUGUGGGCGGUUUGUUGACCGUCAGCUCUGUUGAGGCGGCGAGGAUAUGUAAUGCGCCGAAUGUGCUUAUUGCAUAUCCUACGGGUCCGUGGCUUGUUUUUGAUCUUGUGGGUGGUGCUGUUGUUUGGGAGCUUGUUAUUAUUCCGGCGUUUUUGCAUCGCGCGAGGAGCGUCAUUGUUGAGCAGGAGAGGCGAGAUGAAGAUGGCGAAUCUCGCGAUGUUACGAGUCGGCAUCUUCCUGACAGUGAACUCGUGGCGAUUCCCGUUAGUGUCGCACUCGGAUACUUUCUACCGUCUCUCUUCAUGUUCUUCUUCACAUCCCCCGUCUCUAUCGGCAUCUGGCUCUUCUUCCCCAUCUACGUAUCCCUCAUCCGCCAGGCCACGCGCAAGAUCGUCAACCUCGUCAAGAGAGCCGACCCCACAACCAUUCAUCUCGCGUCAAGCCGACUCUCGCUAAUCUUUGUCUACGCCCUCCCCGUCGUCUGCUCCAUCCUGGCUCACAUCCUCGUCAUCUGGAGCCUCACUCUUCCCGAUGACCGCAAGGAGAUGACAAAGUCGACCAUUGUGUUUAUCGAGGUCGACACCCAGUUCAUCUUUUGGACUGUUUUGUACUGGAUGCUUGUCGAAGUUGGAUGGAAGGUUCCUUUGACUACGCUCGUCACGGCCAUUUUGGUUGGACCCGGUGCUGGAACUUGCAUUGGUUGGAUUUAUCGAGAGAAACUCAUUCAUGAUCACGAGGAGGCUUCUGAGGAUGCUGAGCCUGCUGAUGAAGAGACGCCUUUGUUGCAAUAA
This is a messenger RNA of Fusarium vanettenii 77-13-4, 1059 nucleotides long. RefSeq lists its product as uncharacterized. NCBI's taxonomy places the organism in Eukaryota, Fungi, Ascomycota, Sordariomycetes, Hypocreales, Nectriaceae. The transcript has a single exon. The coding region runs from base 1 to 1059 and encodes 352 amino acids. The record is from RefSeq and is a predicted model, not a curated record.